This is a messenger RNA of Oncorhynchus nerka (sockeye salmon), 8998 nucleotides long. RefSeq names its product calpain-5-like. The coding region runs from base 155 to 2176 and encodes 673 amino acids. The record is from RefSeq and is a predicted model, not a curated record. Gene Ontology annotation, biological process: proteolysis. Gene Ontology annotation, cellular component: cytoplasm. The transcript is spliced from 13 exons. Gene Ontology annotation, molecular function: calcium-dependent cysteine-type endopeptidase activity. NCBI's taxonomy places the organism in Eukaryota, Metazoa, Chordata, Actinopteri, Salmoniformes, Salmonidae.
UCCAAUCAAUUACAUUUAGGCUUUAGGCCUAUUAGCUGUAGAUUGCAACUCAACCAUAUACAUGACCGUGUAAGUUCUUGAACCUUAUCUCCGAGCUCCAGCCAUCUACCCAUUUGUGCUUGUGUAGUGUGGGAGAGAGUAGGCAUGUGCCAGCAUGGGGGGUUUUCCACUGCAGUCACGAUCGAGACUCCUCUGCACCAUCUGUGUCACAUUUGGCCUCCAACUGCAACCUCAUCAUUUCCACAGGAUGUUCUCGUCUGUGAAGGCCUUCGAGGGGCAGCAGUACUCCACCCUGAAGAGGCAGUGCCUUGCCAGCGGCCUGCUGUUCGAGGACCUGCGCUUCCCCGCAGUGGAUGACACCCUCUUUUACCAGGGCAACAGGAUCGGACGUGUGCACUGGAAGAGACCCCGGGAGCUCUGUGAGGACCCUCACCUGUUUGUGGAUGGGAUCAGUGCGCACGACCUGCACCAGGGCCAGUUGGGAAACUGCUGGUUUGUGGCGGCGUGCUCCAGCCUGGCCUCCAGAGAGUCCCUGUGGUCCAAAGUCAUCCCAGACUGGAAGGAGCAGGAGUGGGACACAGAGACGCCUGAGGCAUAUGCCGGAAUCUUCCACUUCCGCUUCUGGCGCUUUGGCGAGUGGGUGGACGUGGUGAUUGACGACCGGCUGCCCACGGUGGACAACCAGCUGGUCUACUGCCACUCAGAUGACAGUAACGAGUUCUGGAGCGCACUGGUGGAGAAGGCCUAUGCGAAAGUAUACGGCUGCUACGAGGCCCUGGACGGUGGGAAUACGGCGGAUGCACUGGUGGACUUCACAGGGGGUGUGUCGGAGCCUAUGGACCUGCUGGAGGGCCAGAUGGCCACGGACGAGGUGGCCCGCAACCAGCUGUUUGAGAGGGUACUGAAGGUCCACAACCGGGAUGGCCUCAUCAGCUGUUCCAUCCGGGCAACCACUGUGGAGGACAUGGAGGCGCGGCUGGACUGCGGCCUGGUUAAAGGUCACGCAUACGCGGUGACGGAUGUGAAGAAGGUGCGUCUGGGCCAGGGCCUGCUGGCCUUCUUCAAGUCAGAGAAGCUCAACAUGAUCCGCAUGAGGAACCCAUGGGGAGAGAAGGAGUGGAGCGGGCCCUGGAGUGACAGCUCAGAUGAGUGGAAGAAGGUGAGCAAGAGUGAGAGAGAGAAGCUGGGUGUCACCGUGCAGGACGACGGAGAGUUUUGGAUGACGUUUGAUGACUUCUGCCAGUACUUCACAGACCUGAUCCUGUGCCGCCUCAUCAACACCUCCUACCUGAGCAUCCACAAGACCUGGGAGGAGGAGGUAAUGAGGGGCUCAUGGGUCCCCCGCCAAGAUCCCCUGAGGAACCGCUCUGGGGGCUGCAUCAACCACAAGGCUACCUUCCUGCAGAACCCACAGUUUGUGUUUGAUGUGAAGAAGGUAGAGGACGAGGUGUUGAUCGCCCUGCAGCAGAAGGAGAGGAGAGCCACCACCAAAGAGGGCAAAGGAGAUAACCUGGCCAUAGGCUUUGACAUUCACCGGGUGGAACUGAACAGAAAGUACCGCAUGCACACGUCCCAGCAGAAGGUGGCGGGCUCCAUCUACAUCAACUCGCGCUGCGUCUUCCUCAGGAAGGAGCUCAAAGAGGGUCGCUACGUCAUCAUCCCCACGACUUUUGACCCCAGGCAGCAGGGUGACUUCCUGUUGCGGGUCUUCACCGACGUGCCUUCAGACUGCAAAGAGUUGAACCUAGACGAGCCCCCCCAGACGUGUUGGACGGGCAUGUGUGGUUACCCCCAGCUGGUCACCCAGGUCCACGUUCUGAGUGCAGAGGGACUCCAGGGCCAGGACUCUAAUGGGGCCUCUGACCCGUACGUCAUCAUCACCUGUGAGGGGGAGCGGGUGCGCUCACCGGUGCACAAGGACACACGGAGCCCCAACUUCGACGUCAAAGGCCUGUUCUACCGCAAGAAGCCCAAGGAAGGCAUCCACAUUGAGAUCUACAAUAAGAAUGUGAUUGUGGAUACCUUCCUGGGUCAGGUGACCCUGUCCAGUGACCCGAACGACCGGCAGGUGCAGCACACGCUCCACCUGCGCGACAAGGGCAAUCGCCAAGACAACGACCUCCCAGGCACAGUCACCGUGCGCCUCAUCACCUGCACCACACUCAUCAACAUAUGACGUCCCUUCCGUCUCCGCUCUCGCCAUGGAAUGUCGGAGCUUUACCUUUGACCUUUGUCGUCAUGGCAACCCUUUGCCUCCCCCUCCCCUCCCCACCCCACCACUAAACCAAGCAUGGCAAUUAACCUGUUAACCCUGGGAUCUAGCUCCACCUGACCCGGGGCUCCCCUAAACAUAUACAGACACAGCUUGGUGUCUUUUUUUCUCUUUCUCUUUCUCUCUCUCUCUCUCUCGCUCUCUCUCUCGCUCUCUCUCUCUUGCUCUCUCCCCCCUCUUUCUCUCUCUCACACACACACACACACACACACACACACACACACACAGGCCGUGUCUGAAUACCUGUACUUGCAUUCUAAAUAGUAGGCUGAGUAUGCGAAAAUAGAAAGUUUCAUAGUAUUUGACAAACAGUAUGCUUUAAAACUUAGUGUGCUUUAAUUGCCAGGAUGCCAUACUGAUUUCAUUUUGUCAUCUAGUAUAAUUUGCUGCACACUAUUGAGGCAGAGAAGCAUAACUUCAGACACACGUGUGAUUGACAACAGCUGAUAAUAAUCUAUUCAUCAGAAAAGAGGACAGGCUGUACCAAAAUGAACGAAUAGCGGGAACUAACUGAUUAGAUGACGCAUUCUCAGUGUGGGUGAGUCUAGUAUGCUGAUAUGUUCCUUACUGCAUACAUAUACUAAACAGUACAUUCUUAAUAGUAUUGUAGCAUGAUUAGCACACAGUAUUUAGUUUUAGUAAGUAGUAGACAAGACAGAUUUCAGAAACAACCACACAGUCCUAUCUCUCUACAUGCCUUCAACUCUCCCACACACACAUUCCUUUUAACAUGCGCCUGCACUCCCCAGUGUCACUAAGGGCUAUGCAUCGCCUUAAGGCUGAGUGGGUCUCUUUAGGACCCUGUGUCUUUUUAGGACCAGCCAUAUGUCGGGUGGGAGGGGGUCAUGGUAUUGGGUGGUAUACUGGGACCCUCUAUCCAUCCUAUUCGCUGAGUGUUUUUUACUCUGUCUCUUGACUGAUGUCGCAGCCCCAUUGUAGUCCCAGAAAGACCAUAUUAUCAGCCGUUACUGUUUCUUCCAUCAGUGACUGGGUGUCAUUCGGGAUGCAACCUCUGUCUAUCAUCCACUUUCUAUAGUCCCCACAAAACAAGCCAACUACCAAGAAAGUGACGCCAAAAGCACCGAUGACCUCCCGUGGGGGGGCUGCUGGUGUUUAUGUGAGUGUAGCCUUGCCUCCUUCCAUCCCAUCCAUCCCCCUUUCCUCCUCCCACUCCCCUCGGACUACGCUUCUGCCGGUUGCCAUGGACGAUAUCGAGUUUAGCAUGGCUAAAAAAGACUGCCUGCAUUGCACACACACACACACACACACACACACACACACACACACACACACACACACACACACACACACACACACACGUAGCUUAGCUGUGGAGCUCCGCCUGCCAUAAUCAAGUGCUUUACGGGACCAAAGACAGAUCAGGCUUUCCCUUCUCUCUCUCUCUCUUGCCGGCGCCAGUCGCCACUGUGCCACGUCAAUCGGUCUUCUCUAUGGCAACGCCACUGCCUGACACUUCCUGAGUCCAGGGACUCCUGUCAUGUGACCUGGGCUUUCGACUUGUGGGCCUUUGAAUCAUGUGACCCAAGAAACAGUAGCUGUUGUCCCUCUGUCUGCAUAAAUCAGUUGUGUGUGUGUGUGGAGGGGGGGGGGGUGAGUGUGGGUUGGGUGUGCAUGUUUGCGAACAUACAUUUAUACGUGUGUUAUGUCUGUGCCUUUGGACACAUCAUGCACCUCACUUAGUUCUGACGGGCUCACGGGCUUGGCUGGAUAUAGGGAUGAGUGGAAGAAGAGAGAGAGCGAAGGACGGAGAGAAGAGCGGGAGGAAAUCCGUCUGUCGACUCCUGCCAAAAACAACCUGUGCCAUAGCCUUGGUCCUGGCUCUGACUCUGUUAUGAUUCUAUACUGUUCCAGAAAGAAACACAGACAUUUUGGAUUAGCAUCACUGUAAACUCAGUGCUAUUUGAAAUGGUAGUUUGAAAAGUGUGGCUUUUUGUCUUGCCAAGACUGAGAGAGACUGUCUUCAUACAGAACCAUCACUAGUACAAACAGUUAGCAUAUCUUCUCAUGUAGGUCAUGUCGCGCUCUUUUGACCUGCUUUCCACAGGCUAAUUAUCUCAAUCUUUGACAGUGGCAAGCAUUGGAGAUAAAAGAGAUGCAAGCCCCAUACGCUAUGUUGUCAUGUUGAGUAUCUUUUCAAAAGUGUUAUAUGAUUGCAGAGACUUUUGGAGAGCAGGAUCUGAUAGUAUGUCUGUGUACGUCUUUUUAAAAUCAUUUAUUGUUUACAGCAUCGUCGAGAGGAUCAGUCAAGAAACAACGACAGAUCAGUUGUGAAUCAUUCCCAAGACAUUUCUUUUUUGAAUGUAAUGCGGAGAGCAUCAACCAAUCUCUCUGUUUAUCAAACCAUCAAGCCCUUUUACUUGUUUACUUGUGUUUUUUCCAGCGCCUUUUUUUCAUUACUUGAACAACAAUGGCAUUUGUACAUUUUUCAAAACUUUUAUUGUCACAUUUGUUUAAUUAUACUGAACAAAAAUAUAAACGCAAAAUGCAAUAAUUUCAACGAUUUUACUGAGUUACAGUUCAUAUAAGGAAAUCAGUCAACUUAAAUCAUUGGAGGCUGGUGGAGGGAGCUAUACGAGGACGGACACAUUGAAAUGGAAUGAAUGAAAUGGAGUCAAACAUGUGGUUUCCAUAUGUUUGAUGUGUUUGAUACCGUUCCAUUUAUUCUAUAGGAGCCCGUCCUCCUAUAGCUCCUCCCACCAGCCUCCACUAAUUUAAAUACAUUAAUUAGGCCCUAAUCUAGGGAGUUCACAUCUUUGCAGGGACGCAGCCAUUGGUGCGCCUGGGAGGGCAUAGGCCCAUCCACUUAGGAGCCAGGCCCACCCACUGGGGAGUCCACAAAAGGGCUUUAUUACAGACAGAAAUACUCCUCAGUUUCAUCAGCUGUCUGGGUGACUGGUCUCAGACGAUCUCGCAGGUGAAGAAGCCAGGAGGUCCUGGGCUGGUGUACACGUGGUCUGUGGUUGUGUUGCAGGUUGGACGUACUGCCAAAUUCUCUAAAACGAUAUUGGAGGAGGCUUAUGGUUGAGAAAUUAAUAUUAAAUUCUCUGGCAACAUCUCUAGGGAACAUUCCUGCAGUCAGCAUACCAAUUGUACGCUCCCUUAAAACUUGAGACAUCUGUGGCAUUGUGUUGUGUGACAAAACUUCACAUUUUAGAGUGGCCUUUUAUUGUCCCAAGCACAAGUUUCACCUGUGUAAUGAUCAUGCUGUUUAAUCAGCUUCUUGAUAUGCCACACCUGUCAGGUGGAUGGAUUAUCUGGGCAAAGGAGAAAUGCUCACUAACAGGGAUGUAAACAAAUUUGUGCACACAAUUUGAGAGAAAUAAGCUUGGAACAUUUCUGGGAUCUUUUAUUUUUACAUGUUACGUUUAUAUUUUUAUUCAGUAUAAUGAAGGUGUCUUAGAUUGUUUUUAAUCAUAUGUCUUUAAUCAUAUGUCCAUGUCCUUGUAUUGUUCUUCUAUUGUUACUAUUCUAUACUUCUUUAUUCUUUCUUCAAUGUGGGAAACAAACGGUAUUGUAAGAAUCAGCAUGUUUACACUAUUGCACAUCAUAUCAGAAUCAUAUCAAGAGGUUUGAAAUGGUCCCUUUACAGGUACUAAUCAGUGACACCCACCAUUCAUGAUGAUAUAAGCUUUUAGUAUUAAUGAUCAUUUGUAAGUUCAAAUGACGAAAGCGCUAUUUAAAUGCUGUGUGACAUAUGUCCUUCUAUUGUGUUGAGUUGCAGACUAAGGCAGAUAGACAGGUGGUUGUUUAAAAAACAUUGGGUAGUGGUAUGAUAGGUUUAAUUACAUUUGACAGGUAUAAUACUUUAUUACUUGUUAUAAGCGCUAUGAAUCUUUUAGUUUAUAAUUUCUUGUUAUAUAAGGCUUAAAAUAGAUUAUGUUUCUAUGAAGGACAUUUUCAAGGUACUCAUAUUGACUGUAAUUUAUUCAGGAUAAUUUUGAGAUGAUACUAACAAGACAUUAUAGAUGCUUAUGACAAGUGUUACAAUGCAUUAUAACCAUGUUAUAAUGCAUGACGAGGCUGUAUGGAAGUUGAAUUUCUUAUUGUUUCCCUCAAAGUUUGGCUUUAUUGUUAGCAAUCAAUCAAUAGAUAAUCAAUUUUAAUGAUAUCACAAUCCAUUUCUUAACUCAUGAAACCAAACACCCCUUAGUUUUAGCCUAAAAAUAUGCUUUCCCUCAUGGGUGUGGGAGUGGUGUGUUCCUCUCGGUCUGAUGAGGUCAUUUCUGGGCAAUAUUUCUUCCAUUUAGGGGAUGCUUUUUGACUCAAGAUCCCCCCUAGAGGUCAACGUUCUGUACAGCCUCUUUAAGUAAUGUGUUACAGAGAGUCUAAUGCUAUGGACGGUAUAUCAUGGUAGAGAGAGGUAGAGGUAACAGUGAUAGAGUGCCAUAGAGCAGAUGCAUGUGUGGCAGGGUUAAAAGACAUUGUGCCAAGCCAAGUAGAUUAGUCUUUCAUGGUAGGGGAAGGAGAGGUUUUCGUGCCAAAAGGGGAAUGGUUAGUUGGCUGUUGCCACGAUGUGGCAACGUGUGCCCAUUCAGCCAGACUGGCACUCGGUUCUACUCGAAUCAGGGGCACCAGUGGUGGGCAAGUUGGCAGCAGCAGCCAUUUUGGUUAUUUGUAAAACUCAGUUUCACAACAUUGUUGUGCACAAACAAUGUCUGAAGUUGGCUAAUUAACCCAAGUCCCUAUCAUCAGCUAAUGCUGUAUUGCAAGUUCUGUUCUGACCAUAUCCGAACCAUUAUAGGCCCCAGGACCAAGGGGUUGUAUCACAUAGGGUAGACCAUUGCUGGUCGUUUUAACUCAUGUGAAGUAUGUGCCACAUAUGUGCCAAAAUAGAACUGAGGAAAAAGACUGUUGUACUGUAGAGAUGUGUUUUGUUGCUUAGAGUUCUACUGUAAAUGAACUUUGUUUGCUACACUGGUGGACGUACAUGUAGCUAGUUCAACAUUGUGAGACUUUUCAGACCUUUUACUUUCCAAUAUGCUUUAUUUUGUGUCUUUGACAAAAAUGUAUGAUGUUUGUGAUCUCAUUGCAUUCUUAUAAUUUGCCAAAAGCAACAGUCACUCAAGGUACAAUUGGUUUACCCUGGGUGGGCGGAGUGUCAAUUCACUGAUCUGGUUGCCUGGUUAGCAUUGUUGUAUGGGUUUUCUGAUGGCCCAUGCCAAAUGUUUUAAGUACAAAAAACACAUCAGAACAUUCAGAACUUUGGCCAGUUUUAUAUCAAGCCAAUAACACCAUGUAGCAAACGACUUCAAAUCAGCUCACACAGUUUGAUUUUCAAAGAUAAUAUAUUUUUAUUCAAAGUGUUGUAAACAUUAUUACUACUUUGAUGCAGCUUAUUUUGCAUAAUUGCAUGUAUUUGACAGAUUCUGAACAUUUGAAUUUAGCAUUCUAAACAGUGUAUACUGUAUAUGAAAGUGGCAGCAACCAAAGUGUUUGUCCACUACUGUGACAGAUGUAGAUAUAUUGUGACGAACACGAACACCCUAUCACCGAACCCAAUAACAAUAUCACAUGUUAAGGAUAGGAUCAUUACACUACUCCUUCCAUUUCAGAAAACAUGUCCCCUUCUGCACUAUCACAAGGUCUGCGUCUUACAGGACAACGUUUCGAAGGCCAUGAGCACUAUCCCACUUCUGACACCAGUUUGAUAAACUUGGAAGUAGUGCUAAGUCCCUAGCGGGCUGUAAACUCUGAGUUUAAAGACAAGCACCCAAUCCACAAUCACAAUAGGGAUAUCCCAGUUGGGAGGGAUUGUACAAUAUAUUCCAGACAUUUAUUUCAGAGGUAAGAGCAUAAUAGUUGAGAGACAUUUAAGGCAAUAUUCCGUGACAAUACUUGUAAGAUGGAUACUUAUCUAGUUACGUUUUAAAACAAACAACGUUUCAUCAUUGUUGGACAUGGACAACCUGAAAAAUGUGAGGAAUACCGAAAACGUAUGAUUGCAGAGUCUUUGUGUGUUCACGAUUUAUUUUGAUUUUGUGUUUUUAUUAAAGCCUGUGUAAUGGCAAAACAGUACUUUAUAUGUUUCAGUUGAACACAUACGUCAACAUGGUGCAAUGAUUUACAUAGGUUAGCUCGUUUAGCUAGCCUUGGAGCUGCCUUGAGCUCGUUUGCCUGCAUACUGCUGCAUGUUAAGGACAUUGGUCAUGAAACUUCAUUAACGGUUGUGCCAGGUGUUACAUCAUCUUUACGAUAGCAUAAUGUAUACUGUAUGACAUUGCUGACUCAAAUUUACCAAGACAAGUGACACCUGUGUUCUUAUCAUUGGCGGCCAUGUUUUCCAAUAUGGAGUCUGAUGCGUUUGACAAAUGAGCUUGUGAUUCUCUUGUACUUUUCUGCCAAUGUUUAUUAAUUUGAGACUAGAAUAUACUGCAUGGUGAAACUUAUAGAAGAUACUAUGGUCUUUAUAACAAGUGUCUUUUAUUAUCAAUAUUUUGUACUCUUGCUAAUUUUAUAUAUCCACUUAACCUUGUGUUCUCUACGCUUAUAUGUUUACUAAUAGCUAGAUAUCGAAAGGCUGUAUCUUAUGUACUGUAUGCUUGUCUGUGUGUCUUUUUUUGUUACCGUAUGCGUUUGUUCGAUUUGAUUCUCAGUUACACUGUGGUUAUUUUAUAGUUAUUUUACAGUGAUCUGGAAAUUAUUUAUUUUCAUUUUGUAUUUUAUGUCAACUUGUGGCAUGACUUUCAAAUAAAAGAUGAAACCUUA